Cloeon dipterum is the source of this 1353-nucleotide messenger RNA. RefSeq names its product fructose-1,6-bisphosphatase (gene fbp). NCBI's taxonomy places the organism in Eukaryota, Metazoa, Arthropoda, Insecta, Ephemeroptera, Baetidae. The record is from RefSeq and is a predicted model, not a curated record. Bases 182 to 1198 code for a protein of 338 amino acids. Gene Ontology annotation, biological process: sucrose biosynthetic process; fructose 1,6-bisphosphate metabolic process; fructose metabolic process. The transcript is spliced from 6 exons. Gene Ontology annotation, cellular component: cytoplasm; cytosol. Gene Ontology annotation, molecular function: fructose 1,6-bisphosphate 1-phosphatase activity.
AAAUCUUCUUCGUUAUCGACUACUUGUUUUCGCUUCUAAUACAUAGAUGCCCACCCGCCACCACGGCACCUCGCUUCAUUUCUCCAAUUUCUUGUUCUUUGCUUUGAAGACGGUCGCCUGACAACUUGCACGCAGCUAUCCAGCUCCCAGUCAGCAUAAAACCUCAUAAUAAGUGAGCAAGAUGUUAAACGCAGGCCAACAAUUGGACACCAACUGCAUGACCCUGACUCGGUUUGUAUUGGCAGAGCAGCGCAAGGUUCCCGGAGCCACUGGUGACCUGACCCAGCUGCUUAGCAGCCUCCAGUCAGCCGUCAAAGCGGUCAGCUCCGCUGUUAGGAAAGCUGGCAUUACCAAGCUGUUUGGAAUUUCUGGCGAGACCAAUGUCCAGGGUGAGGAGGUAAAAAAGCUGGAUGUGCUAUCCAACGAGCUGUUCAUCAACUUGCUGCGCUCUUCAUACACAACUUGUAUGCUUGUCAGUGAAGAGAAUGAGACGGUGAUUGAGGUCGAGACAGAAAAACAAGGCAAAUACAUUGUGUGUUUUGAUCCUCUUGAUGGAUCAUCCAACAUAGAUUGUCUUGUCUCUAUUGGAUCCAUUUUUGCCAUCUUCAAGAAGGCUGGGGACAGUGCACCAACAACUGCUGAUGCCCUGCAGCCAGGAAGAAACAUGGUUGCGGCAGGCUACGCACUCUACGGCAGCGCAACCAUGUUGGUCUUGUCCACUGGACGAGGUGUCAAUGGCUUCAUGCUCGACCCUGCGAUUGGAGAGUUUGUCCUGACCGACCCAAACAUGACAGUGCCGAGCAGAGGCAAGAUUUACAGCAUCAAUGAAGGGUACGCUCACCUCUGGGAACCUGCUGUGGCCGAAUAUGUCGCUAGCAAAAAAGAUCCGGCCAGAGGCAAACCUUACGGCGCCCGCUAUGUUGGCUCUAUGGUUGCUGACGUCCACAGAACUCUGAAAUAUGGCGGAAUCUUUAUGUACCCUGCAACCAAGGAUGCCCCCAAGGGAAAGCUGCGUCUUCUGUAUGAAUGCAAUCCGAUGGCAUUUAUCAUUACGCAGGCUGGCGGUCUUGCUUCUAACGGCGUCAAACCAAUUUUGGAUUUAGUUCCUGAGGGCAUCCACCAGCGUGCACCAAUAUUCCUGGGCUCCAAAGAUGACGUCCAGGAUGUUUUGGACCUCAUCAAGAAACACUCUGCUUAAUUUCAAAGCUCACGUUUCAUGGGAUUUAUAACAAACAAAAUUCGAGCGAGACUGAAGCUUGUGCCUAUGUUUAUUUACAAGACUUGAAUGUUAAAUUUCCAAUUUUAGAUUUUUAUUGAAAAUUUAUACCCGCAAAUAAAUCUUCUUAUCUACAA